This is a messenger RNA of Myxocyprinus asiaticus (Chinese sucker), 7166 nucleotides long. Its product is annotated as oxysterol-binding protein-related protein 11-like. Gene Ontology annotation, cellular component: membrane; intracellular membrane-bounded organelle; cytosol. The coding region runs from base 166 to 2298 and encodes 710 amino acids. NCBI's taxonomy places the organism in Eukaryota, Metazoa, Chordata, Actinopteri, Cypriniformes, Catostomidae. The record is from RefSeq and is a predicted model, not a curated record. Gene Ontology annotation, molecular function: sterol binding. The transcript is spliced from 13 exons.
UGCGCGAGACAUAAAUGUGCCAGUGGGUCUGUGAAUCAGAGCAGAAAACUGGUGCGAUGAUUAAAACAGCGGCUAUAACAGAUAGUUUUGACUUGUGUUUCGCCAUAUGAAAUCAGUUGGUUGGUGUUUUGUGCGUCAAGUGUAGCUCACAGGAAGGAUCUCAUCAUGCAGACUGAAGCCGUGAUGGAGCAUCACAGCGGCUCACAGAGUUCCUGCAAGACGGGCUCCAAAUCUUGGCAGUACAGCGAUCUGAUGGAAAAGGUGGAUGGUUAUUUGAUGAAGUACACCAAUCUUGUGACUGGAUGGCAGUAUCGAUAUUUUGUCCUCAACAAUGAAGCAGGGCUGCUGGAAUACUUUGUGAAUGAGCAGUCCAGAAAUCUGAAGCCCCGUGGCUUGCUGCCAUUAGCCGGUGCAGUGAUAUCACCGAGCGAUGAAGAUUCGCACACCUUCACUGUCAAUGCCAUUAGCGGAGAGCAGUACAAACUCAGAGCCACGGAUGCAAAGGAGCGACAGCACUGGGUCAGCCGCCUGCAAAUCUGUGCACAGCACCAUACAGAGGCGAUGGGCAAGACAAACCCACCUCUCCAGACUCGCAGUCUCUCUAUUGCAUCUCAGGGCAGUGGCAGUUCUCCAGGAUCUCAGCAUAGGAUCAACCAGAACACAAACGCUCUGUUGGGCCUGUCCCAGCUGCAGAGGGGCUCCUCUCUCUACUCCAGUAGGAAAUCCCUGCUGCCUGAUCACCUGCUGGAGGCCAGAGAGAUGAUGAGCCAGGCGCAGGGCCAGCACAGAGAACUGAUCCAGAGCAUUGAGGGUCUGCCCUCCUCUCAGAGACCUUCUCCACUGGACCAAGACCUGUUGCUGCUGAAAGCCACCUCCCUGGCCACCAUGACCUGCCUCAGUGACUGCCUGCAUAUCCUGCAGCUCCAGCAGGUGGCUCGACAGAAAGUUCCUUUUGGUGGCCCCGCCAUGGAUUGGCUGGAGCCAAAACUUCCUGACAUCCUGAAGAAUGGAGGGACGCUGCCCAGCAUCACCAAAGAUGAUGGUAAAACAGAGGGAACAGUUCUAGAACCACUAGAAAUGGACUCUUGUGAUAUUGCUGGGGAGGAGAUUGAUACCACACAGGAGGUGGAGGAGGACUCUUCAGCUGAAGAGGAGGAUCUGGGUGCUGUAGAAGAGGAGCGAAGUGUCAUUCUGCACCUCCUCUCUCAGCUGAAACUGGGCAUGGACCUCACCAGGGUGGUCCUACCUACUUUCAUACUGGAGAAGCGUUCCCUGCUGGAAAUGUAUGCAGAUUUCAUGUCUCAUCCGGACCUUUUCACGGCCAUCACUGACGGCACCAGCCCGAUGGACCGCAUGGUCCGAUUUGUGGAAUAUUACCUUACUUCUUUCCACGAAGGUCGCAAAGGUGCCAUUGCCAAGAAGCCCUACAAUCCCAUUAUUGGAGAAACCUUCCACUGCUCUUGGAGAGUACCCAAAGCGACAACACCUCCGACAGGGGUCCCCAAAGAGGGGACAUCAUUUACGUCAGACUGCUACAAUGUCCGCUUUGUGGCUGAGCAAGUUUCACAUCAUCCACCUGUGUCAGGUUUCUAUGCAGAAUGUCCAGAGAGACAGAUGUGUGUGAACACGCAUGUGUGGACCAAGAGCAAGUUCAUGGGCAUGUCUAUUGGCGUCUCUAUGAUUGGAGAAGGUAGUCUACACCUAUUAGAGCAUGAUGAAGAAUACACCUUCAGUUUGCCCUCUGCCUACGCUCGAUCAAUCCUCACUGUGCCCUGGGUGGAAUUGGGAGGAAAGGUCAAUGUCAACUGCGCAAAGACUGGCUACUGUGCAGUCAUCACCUUUCAGACAAAGCCUUUCUAUGGGGGCAAGCUGCACAGAGUGAUCGCGGAGGUCAAACACAACCCCACCAACACCGUGGUGUGCCGCGUGCAGGGAGAGUGGAAUGGCACGCUGGAGUUUAUCUACACCAGCGGAGAGACACGUGUCAUAGAUGUUACCAAACUCCCUGUCACUAGAAAAAGAGUGCGGCCCAAUGAGCUGCAAGGAGCCUAUGAGUCCAGGCGACUGUGGCAGCAUGUGACAGAGUCUCUGAAGGAAAGGGAUAUGGACAAAGCCACAGAACACAAGCGCUUCUUGGAGGAAAAACAAAGGAAAGAGGAAAGGCAUCGUGCAGAGACAGAGACGCCAUGGAGGACCAAAUACUUUGAGCCCAAUGGUGAGGGAUGGGUAUAUUACCAACCACUGUGGAAAACAACAGCUCAUAGCUCUUCCCUGGUUCCCUCUCAGCCCAACCCAUGACCUCUGACCCCCUAAAAGCUGAGCACAGGCACUGUACAGCCUCCAGCUGUAGUAAACCCCUGGUCCAGCCUUCCCUCUCUCACAGAUCAAGACAUAAUUCUCUCCUUUGUAUGAUUCCUAAAAAAACAACAACUUCAAAUCAAGUGUUUGUAACACGCUAUGUGGACUGCGGGUUUGCACUUUGAUGUUCAUAUUUUGCAUCCCUUGAUGGUAGAUUUUUGUAAAACUACACAGUGAAUGAUUUAUCCAAUCCACACACUGAUAUUCUUUGUUGAUGUUGCCUUAACGAGUGUCGUAUGUAACGAGGGCUGAGUACAGUGUGUGGCGGUUCUUAUUACGUGGGAUUGUGUUUGAGGUUUAUUUAUGAACUACUUUAUUAACCAUACUGUGGUGUACUGUAUUAUUAUAACCAUGGUACGGUCAAAGUUUUCUGAUUCUUUUAAAAUCAUACGUGACUUACCAUGAUUUCUGAAAUCAAAUGCAAUGCAGGAUAUGGGGAGUUCAAAAGGACAGGCAUCUAGCUACGUCGCUAACUGGCGAGCUGGAAAUUGUUGUUGCUUAGUACAGCCAGACACAGUUGUCUUCAUGAAUGAGAAGUUGCUGGCUUGGCUUUCGUAUUAUGCUGUGUUUUUGACUUGCUCGCUCUGGUAUACAGUAUGAAACUUGUAGGCACUGCACACUGAAUUUGUUGAUAUCUGGGAUGAACAUCAGUAUGAUAAAAGAGCUCAGGUAGAGGUGUUCUGCUUGGUGUUCAAUGAACAAUUAUGUCUGCUUUAGUUUAAAGAAAAUUUUAAAGGAAUAUUUCCCCAAAAAAUGAAAAUACUGUCAUUUACUCACCUUCAUGUUGUUUCAAACCCAUAUGACUUUCUGUCUACCGUGGAAUAUAAAGGGAGAUAUUUGGCGGAAUGUUGUGAAUUGACAGCCUCAGUCACCAUUCACUUUCAUUGUAUGGAAAAAAUAUGCAAUGAAAGUGAACAGUGACUGAGGCUGUCCAUCCUUAAAAUUCUGCCUAAAAUCUAAUUGAGUUUUCCAUGAAAAAAAAUCAAAUGUGUUUUGGAACAAAAUGAGGCAGAGUAAAUGAUGACAGAAUUUUCAUUUUUGGAAGAACUUUUCCUUUGUGGAGCACCUUAAUGGUUUAAACUAUAGAAAAGGGCCAGCCUUAUAAUCUUCUGUAUAUGCACAGUAAUAUGUGUAGACAUGCAACCUGAUCAGACAGUUUUGUUGGAAAUAAGCUCUCUCAAACAUUAAAUCAAUCUGAUUUGUCAAAGUUAUGCACACUUUGCACAACAAUGCUACUCUGUUUCGCUCAUUGAGUUCUACCUCGACUGAAACAUUGAUCUUUAAAGGAAUAGUUCUCUCAAAAAAUUAUAAUUUGGUUGUCAUUUACUCACUCUGGUCAUUCCUAUCCCGUAUUACAUCAAGUACCCAUGCACAUUGCAGGAAGUUUGAAUAUACGUGACUGCAAAUGAGACCUAUAACAGAGGGUAAGAUUAUUAGUGAACAACACUUACAUUUCAGUGCGUUCAUCACACAAAGCUAUCGGAUGACUUCAAAAGACUUAUAGCGCAUAUGUUAUAUGGACUGCUUUUAUGGUGGUUUUUUUUUUUAGCUUGGCAGUGUAAAUUACCAUCCACGUUGCUUGCAGCGAAAAGAGCCAUUCGUGUUUCACAGAGGUAAGAUACAGGGGUUUGAAACUACACGAGGGUGAGUAAAUGAUGACAGAAUUGUUAUUUUUAGGUGAAUUAUUUCCAUUAUAAGCAGUAGAGCUGUUCACCCAUGAUGUCACUUUGUAGGCAAACCUGGAAGGCUAUUUCGGCUAAUGGCAGUUUUGGGUAUGAUUGGGUAAAAUAAGUUAUGAAUGUCCACAUUUAUUCAAGUAAUGCACAGUUGAAGUCAGAAGUUUACAUACAUUUAGGUUGAAGUCAUUAAAACAAAUUUUUUAACCACUCCACAGAUUUAAUAUUAGCAAACUAUAGUUUUGGCAAGUCGUUUAGGACAUCUGCUUUGUGCAUGACACGAGUAAUUUUUCCAACAAUUGUUUACAGACAGAUUAUUUCACAUUAAAUUGACUAUAUCACAAUUCCAGUGGUUCAGAAGUUUACAUACACUAAGUUAAAUGUGCCUUUAAGCAGCUUGGAAAAUUUCACAAAAUGAUGUCAAGCCUUUAGACAAUUAGCUUCUGAUAAGAGGUGUAUUGAACUGGAGGUGUACCUGUGGAUGUAUUUUAAGGCCUACCUUCAAACUCUGUGCCUCUUUGCUUGACAUCAUGGGAAAAUCAAAAGAAAUCAGCCAAGACCUCAGGAAAAAAAAAUUGUGGACUUCCACAAGUCUGGUUCAUCCUGGGGAGCAAUUUCCAAAUGCCUGAAAGUACCAUGUUCAUCUGUACAAACAAUAGUACAGAAGUAUAAACACCAUGGGACCAUGCAGCCAUCAUACUGCUCAGGAAGGAGACUCAUUCUGUCUCCUAGAGAUUAAUGUAGUUUGGUGUGAAAAGUGCAAAUCAAUCCCAGAACAACAGCAAAGGACCUUGUGAAGAUGCUGGAGGAAACCGUUAGACAAGUAUCUAUAUCCACAGUAAAACGAGUCCUAUAUCAACAUAACCUGAAAGGCUGCUCAGCAAGAAAGAAGCCACUGCUCCCAAACUGCCAUAAAAAAGCUAGACAGUUUGCAAGUGCACAUGGGGACAAAUAUCUUACUUUUUGGAGAAAUGUCCUCUGGUCUAAUGAAACAAAAAUUUAACUGUUUGGCCAUAAUGACCAUUGUUAUGUUUGGAGGAAAAAGGGUGAGGCUUGCAUGCCGAAGAACACCAUCCCAACUGUGAAGCAUGGGGGUGGCAGUAUCAUGUUGUGAGGGUGCUUUGCUGCAGGAGGGACUGGUGCACUUCACAAAAUAGAUGGCAUCAUGAGGAAGGAAAAUUGUGGACAUAUUGAAGCAUCAUCUCAAGAAAUCAGCCAGGAAUUUAAAGCUCGGUCGCAAAUGGGUCUUCCAAAGGGACAAUGACACCAAGCAUACCUCCAAAGUUGUGGAAAAAUGGCUUAAGCACAACAAAGUUAAGGUAUUGGAGUGGCCAUCACAAAGCCCUGACCUCAAUCUGAUAGAAAAUUUGUGGACAGAACUGAAAAAGCAUGAGCUUUUGGAAGGCUACCCAAAACGUUUGACCCAAGUUAAACAAUUUAAAGGCAAUGCUACCAAAUACUAACUAAGUGUAUGUAAUCUUCUGACCCACUGGGAAUGUGAUGAAAGAAAUAAAAGCUGAAAUCAUUUUCUCUACUAUUAUUCUGACAUUUCACAUUCUUAAAAUAAAGUAGUGAUCCUAACUGACCUAAGACAGGGAAUGUUUUCUACGAUUAAAUGUCAGGAAUUGUGAAAAACUGUGAAAAAUUAAUUCCAAAACUGCCAUUAUAGAAACCCAUAGAAAAUCCAAAGGGAGACCCAUUGCUUGAAACUGCUAAUUCUCUUCCGGGUUUUGGGACUACAACCUGAACAGCUGUAUUGAAUGUGUUGAAAGCAACAGAGGAUUAACGUUUUAGAGGAGAUGAAUAUAAUUUUUUUGAGUUUUGAGCCACAAAAAGAUGCUGAAAUAUGAGGUCUCAAAAUCCCUCUUGAUCAAGGCCUUGAUGAUUUUGUGUUUAAGCUCUUCAUCGUUGAUUUUCUGCCAGCGGGUAACAGUUUUGCAUCUCUCAUAUAACGUCUCUGCUUCAGCCCUGGCAUUGGUUGUGCUGAGAAACUUGUGCCUUAUUUGUGUUAGUCUUCCUCCCGUUCUACCACAUAUACACCCAUCAUCUUUCUCAUUAAACAGAGUAAGAGUGAAGCCAAAGCCGUUGUACAUAUCAUGUUUCUUUUUCCUGUCAGCAAAAUAGAGAAUUCCUACAAGCUGUUUCAUAUAUGUCAGCUUUGCUCUUCACUCAAAAGAACUUAUUUUGCUGAGCCAUCAACUGCACUGAUGUUUUAAAUACACUCCCUGUAGCCUCAGAAAAAAAAAGAUAUCAUUGAAAAAAAUAAAAUUGUUCAAAUAUGGUUUGAUUGGUGACUGUUGCAUUGUGGUAUCAAGAAUGAGAUAUGAAACUGUGAAACUGUGGUGUCUGUGAGGUCCAAAAGUCUGAGACCACUGGUUAAAAUGCUUUUAUUUUGCAUUCUUUUCCAAUUUAAGUUUUUUUUUUUUCAUUAGAAAUUUUAUAAUCAAAAUAACAAUUUUAAUGAAAAAUUGAAUUGAUAAUUUUACAUGAUUUUUAUUUUAUUGCAUUUGGUAUGUCCUCCCUGUUGCUUUAAUGACAGCAUGCACUCAAGCUGGCAUGGACUCAAGAAAUUUGGGCAAAACCUGAUGAUCCAUGUUAUUCCAGCAUGUUUUGGUAAUUUUCCUAAGAACUUCUUUUGUGUUUCAAUGGAAGCAAGAGAAUGUGAUCUUUUGUACAAUUGAGUUAAAGGGAUAGUUCACUCAAAAAUGAAAAUUCUCUCAUCAUUUACUCAUCCUCAUGCCAUCCCAGAUGUGUAUGACUUUCUUUCUUCUGCUGAACACAAAUGAAAAUUUUUAGAAGUAUAUUUCAGCUCUAUAGGUCCAUACAAUGUAAUUAAAUGGGUACCAAACUUUUGAAGCUCUGAAAAGAACAUAAAGGUAACAUAAAAGUAAUCCAUUAGACUCCAGUGGUUAAAUCCAUGUCUUCAGAAGAGAUCUGAUAGGUGUGAGUGAGAAACUGAUCAAUAUUUAAGUCCUUUUUACUAUAAAUGCUCCUCCCUGCCCAGUAGGUGGCGAUAUGCACAAAGAAUGUGAAUUGCCAAAAACAAAAAAAGAAGAAUGGAGAUGGAUAGUAAAAAAGGACUUAAAAAUGAUCUAUUUCUCACCCACACUUUUCAUAUCACUUUUGAAGAUA